AUGGCUAUCCAAUACCUCAUCCUCCUCUCGCGCCAGGGCAAAGUGCGCCUCGCAAAAUGGUUCACCACCCUCUCGCCCAAGGAAAAGGCCAAGAUCGUCAAGGACGUUUCUCAGCUGGUCCUCGCCCGUAGAACCCGCAUGUGCAACUUCCUCGAGUAUAAGGAUUCCAAGAUCGUUUACCGCAGAUAUGCGUCGCUAUUCUUCAUCGCAGGAGCGGCGUCAGAAGAUAACGAACUUAUUACCCUCGAGAUCAUCCAUCGCUACGUCGAGCAGAUGGACAAGUACUAUGGCAACGUCUGCGAGCUAGAUAUCAUCUUCUCCUUUACGAAAGCCUACUACAUCUUGGACGAGCUAUUAUUGGCGGGAGAACUACAAGAAAGCAGUAAAAAGAAUGUGCUGCGGUGUAUAUCCCAGCAGGAUUCGCUCGAGGACAUGGAGGUCGAGGACGAGGUUACAAAGAUCAUGUAA
This is a messenger RNA of Colletotrichum abscissum, 468 nucleotides long. Its product is annotated as clathrin adaptor complex small chain. Lineage: Eukaryota; Fungi; Ascomycota; Sordariomycetes; Glomerellales; Glomerellaceae. The transcript is spliced from 5 exons. The record is from RefSeq and is a predicted model, not a curated record. Gene Ontology annotation, biological process: protein transport; vesicle-mediated transport. Bases 1 to 468 code for a protein of 155 amino acids. Gene Ontology annotation, molecular function: clathrin-cargo adaptor activity. Gene Ontology annotation, cellular component: AP-1 adaptor complex; intracellular membrane-bounded organelle.